This is a messenger RNA of Pichia membranifaciens NRRL Y-2026, 1347 nucleotides long. RefSeq lists its product as hypothetical. The record is from RefSeq and is a predicted model, not a curated record. Gene Ontology annotation, cellular component: fungal-type cell wall. The transcript has a single exon. Bases 1 to 1347 code for a protein of 448 amino acids. NCBI's taxonomy places the organism in Eukaryota, Fungi, Ascomycota, Pichiomycetes, Pichiales, Pichiaceae. Gene Ontology annotation, molecular function: acid phosphatase activity.
AUGCAUUUUGGAAAUAUUAUCCCCGCAUCGAUCCUGAUUAACCAAUAUACGGAGCACUUUGUGUCCCCGAUCCACGCGGACCAAAACAACCUCUUGAAGCAUUUGGGUGGAAUGGGUCCUUACGUGAAGGGAACUGGGUUCGGACUAUGUCCGGAACUUGAAUGGAAUGCCAAACCAGAAAAAGUAUUUAUUUUUGCUCGACACGGUGAACGUUACCCCACAGAACCCGUGGCAAAACGAUUGAAGGCAGUUUUCGAUAAGCUCAAAAAUGCCGACGUUAAGAAACAAGAGGGCCCUUUGAGCUUCAUCAAGGACUGGGAAUUUUUCAUCCCCGGACCUGACUGGUGUGGUAUGGAAACCCUUUACGGCGAUUUCAAUGGAUUCCAAACUAUGUUUGAUUUUGGAAAAAGCAUACAACUCAAGUACGGUUAUUUAUAUAAAGAUUGUGACGAAAAACUACCCAUAUUCACUGCCGGAAAGAGAAGAUGCGUUGACUCCGCAGAAGAGUUUGGCAAGGGGUUUUUUAACGACAAUGAUGAGAAAUACAAUGCUCAAGCAAAAGUGAUUGUUUUGGACGAAACAAAACGUAUGGGUGCAGACACGUUGACCACGUCUGUCAGCUGCAAAAAGUAUAUAAGACAUGGCGAGUACUACAAACAUCCAUUUAUUGGGAAAUACAUGAUAUCUGAGGCAAAAAGGUUGAAUACUUUGAGUCCGGGUUUUAACAUAACGGCAAAAGAUGUCUAUGCAUUGGCCGUCUUUUGUGCCUACGAGUUGGAUGCUGUAGGAGAAAGUAGAGUAUGCGAUGCUCUUUCACUCAACACUUUCGUCGAGUUGGAAUAUUUCAGAGAUUCCGAAAUGUGGUACGAGAAGGCCGCACACCCUUAUUCUUUUGCCUUGGGUUCUGUUUACGUCGAUGCUAUGAUUAAACUUUUUGAAGAGCAAGAAACAAAGGAGAACUUAUUUUUCAGUUUUACGCACGAUACCGAACUGCUACAUUUUAUGAAUGCGUUGGGAAUUUUUGAGUACCAGAAGGAAGAUUUGAGCACAAGAAACAUUGACUUCCUAAGAUUUUUUAAGACUUCUGAGCUAGUACCGAUGGGUGCAAGGAUUGUCAUUGAAAGAUACACUAUAAAUAAAGAACACUACAUUAGGGUUCUAAUCAACGAUGCAGUAAUCCCCAUCCCCGAAUGUCAAAACGGUCCUUUCUUUACAUGCAAGCUAACCAAAUUGAAUCACAUUGUUUCGGAGAAAAUGAAAGGGAACAACUUUGUAGAUAAAUGCAGGAUCACCGAAGAAAGACCCCAGGAGUUAACUUUCUACUGGGAUUGGAGAGAAAGAUGUUGA